Messenger RNA from Miscanthus lutarioriparius, 3741 nucleotides. The record is from the annotation of a GenBank genome assembly. NCBI's taxonomy places the organism in Eukaryota, Viridiplantae, Streptophyta, Magnoliopsida, Poales, Poaceae.
AUGCGCGUGACGGUCACGCCCAAGGACGAGGAGAGGAUGGUCGGCUUGAUGGCGCGGGAGCGGCCGCGGUCGGCGGUGGUUGCGGCGGGCGGAGAUUUGGUCACUGCCCCCGGCGGGGGCGAGGGGUCUGAUGGGGACUCGUCGGGGUCGAUAGAGGAGAUUUCAGCUGACGACUUCAGGAAGGACUCGUCGUCGGCGUUGGGCGGCGCCGCCGCGGCGGCGCCGGCGGGGCCGAGAUCUAGGUCUUGGGUGGGCCCGCCCGCCGUGGGUUACAUGGCGCGGAACUUUGGGCACGCCUUCAACAGCUUCGCGUGGUCGCAGGCCGUGCGGAACAAGCCGCUCGGACUACAGCCGCCGCCUGCCCCGGACGAGGACGAGGUGGAGCACGCCGUGGACGCUGCCUCCGAUGGGGAGAAGGAGGAAGGCGAGAUUGAGGAGGGGGAGGCUGUGGAGGCCUCGGCCUCGCCUGCCCGUGUGCAGCCUGAGACCAUCGACUUGGACGCUGACGCGCCGGAGAAGUCAGAGUCGGUGGCUGGUGACGUUGCCGGUGCUGUGCCUGCCUCAGCUGCUGAGGAAGAGGAGGUGAACCUUGAUCAGCGUGUCGGCAGUAUACUGGAGGAGCUCGAGAUGGUCUCCAUUGAGGAAGCUGAGAAGUAUGGACAGAUGCUUCAUGUUUUUGCUGAACAAAGGCUUCGUUUCGGACGAAGACUGAGAAAACCGGUUGUAACUGCUGCAAUGUUGUGCAGGUCGUUUGAGGGUGCAUGUAGACGACUCCAUACCUGCUUCGAGAACCUGAAGCCGCUGUUCCAGGAACUGGAGAACGGGAGCCCGAUGGCUAUACUUGAACCCCUCAUGCAGCAGGCGUUUAUUGGAAUUGACACACUGACCACUGUGGCGAUUUCGUAUAACUUGCCAAGGAGUGAGCAGAAUAAGACAACACUAUUGAAGUCGUUGUUCCACAUAAAGAACAGAUAUUCAGACAUGCUGACGCCUGAGCAGCGUGAUGAGUUGGACAGCCGCGUGAGGAAGUUAGUUUUUGGAGAAAAAGACAAUGUCAGUGACCCAAGUACAAGUGGCACCAAUGCAAUAAAUGUUCUGGCUCCAUCUGGGCAGGUUUCAUCCUCAGGAGGACUGCCAUUUGAAUCAGGUGCAGCAAAUCCAUUUAGUAGCUUGAUGAGGUUGGAAGUACCUGCCAAAAGGAUUAGUCCCUUGUUGGAUCUUCAUGCAGAUUAUGAUGAGAACAGCUUACCAUCACCAACCAGGGAUAAUGCACUGCCUUUUCCUGUGCCAAAGCCUAUUGGUUUUGGAGCAUUUCCAAUGGCACCUGAGAAGUUAUCUUUCCCAGAAAGAGUUGAGCCUGCAAAGAAUUCGUUAUAUCCAUCCUUAAAUGAUCCUCUAAAGGCUGUCUCCUCAUAUCAGCAGAAGUAUGGGCAGAAAUCUGUAUUUCCAAGUGAUGAUCUACCAAGUCCAACUCCAUCUGGUGAUGAGGGUAAAUCUGCAGAUAAAGGUGGUGACAUAUUUAGUGAGGUUUCCAGCUUCCCUGUUCCAAAGAGUAUUGCAUUACCAAGUACAAGCCAGAUGCCUGCUUCUCAACCUAGCACAGUCAGCAGCAGUGGUAUUAGUUAUGCAUCUGGUCCACCUGGUUUUGCUAAACAAAUUGAGCAGUCGGCUGCAGGUCCAAAUCAUGCAACUAAGGCAGCAUCUAAAAGUAGAGAUCCGAGGCUCAGGUUUUUGAACCGUGAUUCUGCUGGUGCUACAGACGUGAAUCGGCGUGCAAAUUUUUCAGAACUGAAGGAUGGGAACCUGGGUGGAGCGUCAAUUGGUAACCGUAAACACAAAGCAGUUGAUGAUCCUCAGGUAGAUGAAAAUGCGUUAAAAAGAUUUAGGGGUGGAACGGCGAAUCCUAGAGACAUGCAGCCUACAAGGAAUCCCAAUCAGCUUAUAAACAUUAGGGCUCCUACAAAUAGUAGCGGUAUCAAUAUGAAAACUCUGCAACCCCCUCAAACUACUGCUCCACAUCCCAGUGCAGGUCCUGCUGUCCCGUUGCCUUCUAUGUUGUUAAAGGACAUUGCUGUGAACCCAACAUUGCUGAUGCAUUUGAUCCAAAUGGAACAACAAAAGAAGUCAGCAUCAGAAACUCAGGGUGGCAUGUCUAGUGGGAUGACCAACAAUGGAAUUGCAGGCACGGUUUUCACACCUGGCAAUGCUCCGAAGACUACAGAAGCUGCACAAGUCCCCUCUGUUAGGCCACAGGUCCCAGUGCAGACACCUCCUUUGGACUCACAAAAUGAUGGUGGAAUCGUUCGCAUGAAGCUCCGUGAUCCACGGCGCAUCCUACACAGUAACAUAGCACAGAAAUCUGACGCAAUGGGCUUGGAGCAAGUGAAAAUUAAUGGAAUUACCCAGCCAGACUCUCAGGGCACCAAGGACCAGACUAGUUCAAUGCCUUCUCAACCAGCUUUGCCAUCUAGCAUUGCAAGGCCAUUCGGCAGCACAAAACAUGUUGAUCCUGUCUCUAAUUCACAGUUAGCUGCUACAGCUAUUAUGGCUCCUACACAACAAGCUUUGGGCAGCAUAAAUAAGGUGGACCCAAGACUAGCAGUUGAACAGAAUGGACAAAAUGCUGAUGCAACAACAAAUGAUGCUUCUGCAACAGCACUUGAAGCUACGCAGCCUGUUAGCCCAUGGGGUAAUCUUGAUCAUCUCCUUGAUGGAUAUGAUGAUAAGCAAAAAGCUCUGAUACAGAAGGAAAGGGCAAGACGAAUAACAGAACAGCACAAAAUGUUCUCAGCGCGAAAGCUAAGCUUGGUGCUUGAUUUGGAUCACACCCUUCUUAAUUCUGCAAAGUUUAUAGAAGUGGAACCCAUUCAUGAAGAGAUGUUACGGAAGAAAGAGGAGCAAGACAGGACUUUGCCAGAACGUCAUCUCUACCGUUUUCAUCAUAUGAAUAUGUGGACGAAGCUGAGGCCAGGAAUAUGGAACUUUCUUGAGAAGGCUAGUAACCUAUUCGAGUUGCAUUUAUACACUAUGGGAAACAAACUGUAUGCUACCGAGAUGGCCAAGGUUCUUGAUCCAACUGGGACCUUGUUUGCUGGACGAGUCAUAUCAAGAGGUGAUGAUGGUGAUCCCUUUGACAGUGAUGAGCGAGUGCCGAAAAGUAAAGAUCUGGAUGGGGUACUGGGUAUGGAAUCUGCAGUCGUGAUCAUAGAUGAUUCUGUAAGAGUCUGGCCUCAUAACAGGCACAAUUUGAUAGUUGUAGAGAGAUACACCUAUUUCCCCUGCAGCAGACGUCAAUUUGGCCUUCCUGGACCAUCACUUCUAGAGAUUGACAGAGACGAGAGGCCUGAGGAUGGUACCCUUGCUUCGUCACUUGCGGUCAUUGAGAGAAUCCACCACAAUUUCUUUUCACAUCCUAACCUCAAUGAGGCUGAUGUGCGGAGCAUACUAGCAUCUGAGCAGCGAAGGAUCCUUGCUGGUUGUCGUAUUGUCUUUAGCCGGGUUUUCCCAGUUGGAGACGCCAGCCCCCACUUGCAUCCUCUGUGGCAGACUGCGGAGCAGUUUGGUGCGGUCUGCACAAACCUGGUUGAUGACCGGGUCACUCAUGUUGUUGCCAACUCCCCUGGGACAGACAAGGUGAAUUGGGCAUUAUCCAAAGGCAAAUUCGUGGUGCAUCCAGGAUGGGUAGAAGCUUCAGCUCUGUUGUACCGGCGCGCCAACGAACAUGACUUUGCAGUCAAAUAA